ACAGGGACCGUUCAGGACACGGGUGGUCUGUGCGCACAACAGGGACAGUUCAGGACACGGGUGGUCUGUGCGCACAACAGGGACAGUUCAGGACACAGGUGGUCUGUGCGCACAACAGGGACAGUUCAGGACACGGGUGGUUUGUGCACACAACAGGGACAAUUAAGGACACGGGUAGUCUGUGCGCACAACAGGGACAGUUCAGGACACGGGUGGUCUGUGCGCACAACAGGGACAGUUCAGGACACGGGUGGUCUGUGCGCACAACAGGGACAGUUCAGGACACGGGUGGUCUGUGCGCACAAUAGGGACAGUCCAGGAUACGGGUGGUCUGUGCACACAACAGGGACAGUUCAGGACACGGGUGGUCUGUGCGCACAACAGGGACAGUUCAGGACA
Messenger RNA from Staurois parvus, 399 nucleotides. The record is from the annotation of a GenBank genome assembly. Lineage: Eukaryota; Metazoa; Chordata; Amphibia; Anura; Ranidae.